Molecule: messenger RNA, 3239 nt
Organism: Catharus ustulatus (Swainson's thrush)
Lineage: Eukaryota; Metazoa; Chordata; Aves; Passeriformes; Turdidae
Product: protein spire homolog 1-like
Exons: 17
Coding region: 1065-3002 (645 amino acids)
Biological process (GO): actin filament network formation; actin nucleation; intracellular transport
Cellular component (GO): cell cortex; cytoplasmic vesicle membrane
Molecular function (GO): actin binding
Source: RefSeq, a predicted model, not a curated record
CCCUUUCUUUCACCCUCAUUGAUGAGUGGUGGGUGGGCCUGGCAGCAUACUGAUACAGUAGAGCUCAUUUCGGUUUUUAAAUGCAAAUGUCUUUAGUUGUUUGCAGUGCAUGAGCUUCACUAAAGGCUCCUGUCAUUACCUGGUAAAAUCUUCCCUCUUCUACAGCUGUUAUUUACGGAAAUGAUUGUGAGUAUUAGCUUCCACAGAAAAGGAUUUUACCUUGUGCAUCUUCCCUGGUCUUUCAGAAGUACUUUCUCCACUUUCUUCCUCUACUGUGUCUUGUGUCUGGUCCGGUCUGUCACCAUAACCCUGGCACUACAAAGGCAGUAUUUUUGCAACAGUGUCCAAAAUUAGAACAUUGCUGUCUGGACAGGUGCACUAGCAGAUCAGUAAAAACUGGUUGAAUUGAGCUCAGAGCAUAGAAGCCUGCGGGUCAUACUCCAGUUGCAUGGCAGUUACAAGUAGAACACAGCAAGGACCCAUUCUGGAUUAUGUCCAGUUUAACAUCUUUAUGAGUAAUCUGGAGGAGGAGCUGCACUGCAAUCAAACGUGCCUAGGGCACCAAACUGGGGGGAACAAUGGACAUUCUCAAGGGCAGGGCUGGAGGAAAGAGGCUGACAGCAACUGUAUCAAAUACAACAAGACUGGAGCACCGCCCCUACAAAGGCAAGCUGAGACCUGAGGCUGUCCAGAAGGUGGAAACCUCCAGUAUGUGAAGGAAUCCUAAGGAGAAGACAGCCAGGGCCUCAUCAGGAGCUGUAGUGAUAGGACAAGGGGGAAUGGGUACAAACUGAAAGAGGGGACUUAUCUUGGGCAACCUGGUCUAGCGGGAGAUGUCCGUGUCCAUGGCAGGGGGGGCUGGGAUUAGAUGAUCUUUAAGGGCCGCAAUUCCAACUCCUUUACAUUCUAUGAUUCUGUCAACAUGAGCGAGCGUGCCUUGCUGAAGGGAAGGCAAAGCCCCUGCCAACCGAACAAACCCACUGACCCUGUUUCGAGCAGGGGGGUUAACAGACACCUCCCGAGUUCACUAUUAAACCACGCUAUCCCGAUCCGGCAAUCCAACAAUGAGAGUCGUAUCCAGCUUUGGGGAGGGCCACCGGAUCUACGCCACCGCCACAUGGCGGUGGCUUCCACACGGGCAGGCGCGGCAGCACCGCCCAGCCCGGCCGUCCCGCCCUGCGCAGCUCGGCGGGGCCGCGGGGCGGGGCCGGGCCGCCGAAGCUGUUCCGGGCCGCCGCGCAGCCAUGGCGGAUGAGGAGGAGGACGUGCCGUUUGAAGAGGACGCGGAGGACGCCGCCGGGGGCCUGGACGGCGGGCAGGGCAGGAGGAAGAGACUGUUCUCCAAAGAGCAUGCUGGCGGCAUUCAGCAGUCAGAGGACAAGCUGUUGGAGUACUUGGGAGUGGUGAUCUAUGAAGCCCUGGACUGGGGAAUCGACAGCCAAGUAGAGAGAGAACUGAGCGAUCCUUUGGAGAAACUGCUAUGCCUCAUGUUGAAACUGGAUGAUGAGGCAACAAAACCACCAGUCACCCUGCAGGAUGUUAUCAAGCUGCACUUCUUUCAGGCCUGUGAAGAGCACUUGUCCAGGCCUUCUGAGGCUACCAGCCACUAUGAAAUGACCUGUAGGAGUCUAUUUACUGAAUAUAUGGAACUUCAGAAGCUUGUGACCAUCAUACAGACCUCCAAAGAGAGACUGAGAAAAAUGGAUGUGGAAGAUUGGCUGGAAAAUUCCAUUCAAAAGAAGAAAACACGUGAUGCAUCCCCAUGGCCUGAUGUUAUCUGUGAGCUCCAGGCUGGUGUGAGGCUGCGCAAGGCAGCUGAGCGACCAUGGCAUCGUGUGUCUCCAAAAGAACGUGUUCGCUCUCCCUAUGAGCUACUUUUGGAUGACAUUCGGCACAAGAGGUAUACCCUGCGGAAGGUGACCAUCAAGCAAAAGCACAGGGCCCUUAAAGUUGAUGUAGCUGCUCUCAAGCCUCAUCUAAAGCCGAUGUUGAAGGUGAAGCUGAAACAGUGUGUGCCACAGCAGCCCAGGUGGCAUGAACAGUUCAUGGCAGAAGUAAAACAACCACCGAAGCUUCGGGCAGCAGCACAGGAAAAGAGGAGCAGGCCCAAAGAAAUGCUUGUGGUGUCAAAUACUGCCUUGAACUCUUCAAGUGACAAUUUCUUACAUCUCCAAGAUGCCAGUACUGAGUUUAAAAUUGCCAGCACUAAAACACAGCAGCUGGGAGCAAGAGCUCAGGAAACCACUCCGCUGCCUGCCAGCACUUGCCUUCCCUCCACCAGGCCAUCAGGAGUAUCCUGCAUCAGCACAGAUCUCGCCGCAAAUCACGCGUCUCCUCCCAUGAGUGCACCCACACCAGGAGAUGUUAAGCCUAAGCAUUUCCUGAGCACUGGCCAACAGCAGCUGCCUCCUUACAGAAGAAGGUCCAAAUCUUUAGAGAGAGGCCUUCAAAGCAAGGAGCUUGAUUGUCCCUUUCCUACCAAGUGGCCAUCACCAACCAUUGCUGAGCUGAUUGGAACCAGAUAUGCAAUGAUGGUGCUGGAAAAGCAAGGCCUCUUCCAAGGAGGUAGUGAUGGAGUCUUUCCAAGAGCAAAGAUCUGUUUCAGCUGCCAUAAGCAGAUGUUUCUUAAGUGGCCUUACAACUGUUACCUCUGCAGCAGGGUUGUCUGCUGUGACUGCUGUGUUAAGAUGUCUGUGCCCUUCAGAACAUGUGUACAUCUCCCACUUCAAUUCCUAAAAUUCUUGAGGCUCUCCAGAGAGGAGGAUCCAGCUACUCAAGAGCAGAAGAGGUUUCAGUUGCUACAUGAAAUAAAGCACCAGCAGUAUUUUGGUGUACCCAUUGUUUUGGAGCCCCAUGGCCUAGCACAGUCCCUGUGCUGUUACACAGGGACCAUGGCAGACUGGCUGACUGCAGACAUCUGCACGUGGUGUGAGCAAUACCUGCUGAAUGUGGCUUCCAGUCAACAGCACAGCAUCCCUCUCAGGAGAAUUUCCUGGGCUUGAACCAAGCUGGAAUGAUUCUGCCCUACUUUUCUCCUGUCACUUGUUAUGUACCUGAAAUAAAUGAAACAGUUUUAUGCACUUACUGACAUAAAGGCCUAAAUGAAAGACCUCCCUGCUGGUUAGUCUAAGCAGGAAGCAUAGUUAACACUUCUGUAUUGUGAAGUAUUCUAAAGCUUUGUGGGUUUUAGAUUUUAAUUCUUUUUAUGUGUCUUGUGGAAAAUAAAUGUUGAAGCACUA